AUGCAGAGCGGCAAUAACUUAAAUGAAGCUGGGCUGGUCUUAUCGAAAAAAAGGAAAAUAAUAAAAAAACAUAAGCAACGUCAUAAACCAAAAACUUUUCUUUGUCAGGCCUGCCCAAAAACAUUUAAGGGGUCAUGUGCCCUAAAAAAUCAUGAGCUCUGUCACAAUGAGAAUCGGGAAAGAUUUCCGUGCGACAUCUGUAACCAAAGCUUUUUAACUCCGUAUACAUACAAAAAACACAGGCUAACGCACGAAACCAACCGCAAACCAAUAUAUCAAUGUGCUCAGUGUGAAAAAUCAUUUCUUCAUAAAAAUGGUCUAACAAUCCACGAGCUCCAUCAUAAGGGAGCUACGAUAGAAUGCCAAGUUUGUCAAAAACGUUAUGUGCGGCAAAUAGACCUAGAUGUUCAUUUACGCACUCAUUCUGGAGAAUCGCCAUUUGUGUGUCACCUUUGUGGAAAAUCUUUCAUCCACAAACGUAUUUUAAAUAGGCACAUGCAGUACCAUGGAUAUUUCAGUUACAAGUGCGUGAUUUGUGGUUCUAAAUUCUCCAAAUAUGAUCAAUACUAUAAUCAUCGCAUGCAACACACUGGAUUACCUUAUAAAUGUGGCGUUUGUGAAAAGCAGUUUCCAGAUGCUUACAAGAUUAAGCGUCAUAUAAGAGGUGUGCACAAUUCCCACGACAGCCGGGGAAAACCCAAGAAUGCGGCUCAAAUCGCAACGUUGCUGGAAUUCAUGGAGAGCAAUCCAGACAUAGCCCAAGGCCAUACAAAGGGUGACCGGGGUAUACCUGAAACAACAUCAUUUGGGGUGGAUGAGACGGUUGACCUCCAGGUGGAAGUGCUCGAUCUAACCAAGGAAGAAAUGAUGCCCUCAACAUCUACGGCCUCUAAACGACCACAUAAUGAUGUAAUUCAGGCGUCAACACCUAAAAAGAAAAAAGAAAUGUCGUUGCAGGUAAAACUUAAUUGA
Molecule: messenger RNA, 972 nt
Organism: Rhagoletis pomonella (apple maggot)
Lineage: Eukaryota; Metazoa; Arthropoda; Insecta; Diptera; Tephritidae
Product: zinc finger protein 484-like
Exons: 6
Coding region: 1-972 (323 amino acids)
Biological process (GO): regulation of transcription by RNA polymerase II
Cellular component (GO): nucleus
Molecular function (GO): RNA polymerase II transcription regulatory region sequence-specific DNA binding; DNA-binding transcription factor activity, RNA polymerase II-specific
Source: RefSeq, a predicted model, not a curated record